Molecule: messenger RNA, 773 nt
Organism: Melanaphis sacchari
Lineage: Eukaryota; Metazoa; Arthropoda; Insecta; Hemiptera; Aphididae
Product: COMM domain-containing protein 2
Exons: 6
Coding region: 87-683 (198 amino acids)
Source: RefSeq, a predicted model, not a curated record
UUCCUAACAGUUACCUUUAGUUUAAUUUAGUUUUUUUUUUACCUUACAUGUUUUUGCUAAAUAUUUUAUUUUGAUUGCUGUGUAUAAUGUCAUCAGCCAAAGAAAUUUUCAAAAUUAGUUUUCAACUUUUGGCUCAACAAACAGAUAACGUUAUCAAGGAUUUCUUGAGGCUCACCAAGGAUUUUAUGGACAACGGACCUAAUUCCAGUCUUUAUAAAAAAGCUGCAGAAAAAUUGCAGAUUGAUGAAGACAAAAUUAUAUCAAUUGUAAAAAGCAUAUGUCUCAUGUGUGUGCAAAGCUGUAAACAUAAACUAACUGAUAUGGAAAUAAAGGAGUCACUGACAGAAUAUGGUUUUAAUGAUACCAAAUUAGACAUGAUUGUAUUAUUUUAUGAAAACCAAAAACCCUAUUUACUAGAUAUUUUAUCAUCUAGUGCAUUUGUAUUCCCACAUUUCAAAGAACUAGAGUGGCGAUUUGAAACUGAUAUGGGAUCAAGAUCUUUAUUACAUCAAACAGUACCAGUUGUUACAUUGAAAUUAGAUUUAGAAAAAAAGAAUAUUUUCGAAUCAUUAUUUCUACAAACAGAUCCAUUAAACUUGGUUCACAUCAAAGAUACUCUAGAGGCUGCUUUAAAACAGAACCAAUCUCAAUGGAUAAGGAAAAUACGUAGAAAAUUGAAAUGAAGUUUUUUAAAACUUACCUUCACAAUAAAAUAAUAUGCAUAGAUGAUGACAAGCAAAGGUAAAUAGUAUGCGAACAUUCCAUAUACUAAA